Hemiscyllium ocellatum (epaulette shark) is the source of this 1693-nucleotide messenger RNA. It is a transcript of the gene esr2a, whose product is annotated as estrogen receptor 2a. The coding region runs from base 1 to 1614 and encodes 537 amino acids. NCBI's taxonomy places the organism in Eukaryota, Metazoa, Chordata, Chondrichthyes, Orectolobiformes, Hemiscylliidae. Gene Ontology annotation, biological process: cellular response to estradiol stimulus; regulation of DNA-templated transcription; estrogen receptor signaling pathway. Gene Ontology annotation, cellular component: nucleus. Gene Ontology annotation, molecular function: sequence-specific DNA binding; nuclear receptor activity; nuclear estrogen receptor activity. The transcript is spliced from 8 exons. The record is from RefSeq and is a predicted model, not a curated record.
AUGGCCGCCUCAGGGAUGAAGGAGUGCUCGCAGAUGCCUGAGCUACAGGAGCUCCGAGCUGGGCCCAUGGAAGACCACGUGAAAAACGCCUCGUCAGUUGGACCCCCUCACCCUCAGGCCCCAUUCGGGAACUCUCUGCCGAGCUUGGCUGAACAUGGCCCUGUCUGCAUUCCUUCACCAAGCGAAUACCCGACACUGGCCUUCUACAGUCCCUCCAUCCUGGGGUACAGUAUGCCCAGUGAUGCCAGUGGACCAGAUGGGGCCAUUGUCAGGCAGAGCCUGAGUCCCUCGAUGUACUGGUCAUCAGCCAGCCAUGUUUCUCCCAUCUCCAUCCACUGCCAGCAGCCAAUCAUGUACACUGAGCCACCCAAGAGUCCUUGGGAUGACCUGAGAGUCGGGGAGCAGCAUCUGGUCAACAGGGAGCAUUUGAGGAAAAAGCCGGUGCCACCCAGCUCCUCCAUGAACUGCUCGAGGCGAGAUGCCCAUUUCUGUGCCGUUUGUAAUGAUUUUGCUUCGGGUUAUCACUAUGGAGUCUGGUCAUGUGAGGGAUGCAAAGCUUUCUUCAAACGAAGCAUCCAGGGGCACAAUGCGUACAUCUGCCCGGCAACAAACCAGUGCACCAUUGACAAGAACAGGAGGAAGAGCUGUCAGGCCUGUCGGCUCCGCAAGUGCUACGAAGUCGGAAUGAUGAAAUCCGAUACACGGAGAGACCGUUGUAGUUACCGUUUGAACAAGCAGAGCCGCAUUGCCAGUCCUCAGAGCCAGCCCGGGGGCAGGGGGAAGAGGCGAGUGGAAAGUGAGCUGACCAACAUCGCUGCGCCAUGUCUGGGGCAACUAGGCCCAGAGAAGCUGCUGAGCUCCCUGUUAGAGGCAGAACCUCCCAACGUCUACUCACUGAAACAACCCAACAAACCCUACACUGAGGCCUCCAUGAUGAUGUCACUGACCAACCUGGCCGACAGGGAGCUGGUGCACAUGAUCGCGUGGGCAAAGAAAGUUCCAGGUUUCCUUGAGUUGGAUCUCCAUGACCAGGUCCAGUUGCUGGAGUGUUGCUGGUUGGAGGUGCUCAUGGUCGGCUUAAUGUGGAGGUCGAUUGAAUAUCCCGGAAAGCUGCUGUUUGCCCCCGACCUCAUCCUGGACCGGGAUGAGGGACAGUGUGUCGAAGGGAUUCUGGAAAUCUUUGACAUGUUACUGGCAGCAACGUCCAGAUUCCGGGAGUUGAAAUUGCAGCACGAGGAAUACCUGUGUCUGAAGGCAAUGGUGCUCCUGAACUCCAGUAUGUUCCCUCGCUCUGGAGUAACAGAGGAACAUGAAAACAGGGAGAAGCUUCACAAGAUCCUGGACACCAUCACAGACACUUUAAUCUGGUGCAUGUCAAAGAGUGGAAUCCCACCACAGCAGCAGGCCACUCGCCUGGCCCACCUACUCAUGUUACUAUCCCACAUCAGGCAUGCCAGUAACAAAGGUAUGGAACACCUUUACAGCAUGAAGUGUAAGAACAUGGUGCCCUUCUAUGACCUGCUGCUCGAGAUGCUCGAUGCCCAUGUCAUCUACAGUCGCAGAAAGCCAUCGGAUGAUCGCGUCUGCAACCAAUCAAAGCCUGACAACCUCUGACCUUUGUCCCAUUCUUCCUCCUUCCCUCUUUCCCAAUCUCCCGCCAACUCACUCAACCACAAGAAAAUAAACACAAUGA